Octopus bimaculoides (California two-spot octopus) is the source of this 1111-nucleotide messenger RNA. Its product is annotated as thymidine kinase, cytosolic. Gene Ontology annotation, biological process: thymidine metabolic process. Gene Ontology annotation, molecular function: thymidine kinase activity; ATP binding. The record is from RefSeq and is a predicted model, not a curated record. NCBI's taxonomy places the organism in Eukaryota, Metazoa, Mollusca, Cephalopoda, Octopoda, Octopodidae.
CUAAAACGAGCGCUAAUUUUAGCUUAAAAACAAUCCGGGUCAAAAAAGUUGACUUCAUUUGGCGGGUAAUUAAAAAUUAGUUUCAAAAAAGGUCGGUGCUUCAUUCCACUUCUUCCUCAUUUAACGUUCAAAACUGUUUUGGUCAAUAUGAUCUCUUUGGAAGGAAAUCAGAGGAAAAGAGGUGAAAUUCAGGUGAUAAUCGGUCCCAUGUUGAGCGGAAAAACGACUGAACUGAACCUUCGCAUCCAAAGAUACAAAAUAGCUCAAUAUCGCUGCUUUCUCAUCGAACAGGCUAAAGACUCGGAAAGACUGAUUGAUCAGACUAAAAGAAAAUCAUUGGAGACUUACUUGGAACUUGCUGAUCAAUAUGAUGUGAUUGGUAUUGAUGAUGGACAUUGUUAUGACACAAUUGCAUCGUUUUCCAAUGACUUGGCUGACAAAGGUAAAACUGUGAUCGUUGCCGGACGUGACUCUACCCACCUGAAGCAGGGUUACCCAGCUAUCUUAUCAUUAAUCUCAUAUGCUGAAAGGGUAGACAAACUGUCUGCUGUCUGCGUUCAUUGUUCACAGGAUGCUGCUUUCACUCGUUUUCGAGAAUCUCAGGUUCAAGAAGACCAUUCCAGCCUCGCCAAACACUAUGAACCAGUGUGUCGAAGAUGUUUCAAGUUGCCUCAUCAGUCUUUCACUUCAAGAUCUCUCAAAUCUCCACAGGAAUCUUUUACUCCAAGACAUCCAUUGAAAGAAAACUUCAAAGAGAAUGUCACACCACUUCUGGAACAUUCAACUGCAGAGAUACCAGUUGUUACUAAACCAUCACCUCUGGUGCCGAAUCUUACUAUUACAUUGGAUCCAGCUCCCGUUCCUGCUCAAGACGAGGCAUUUAGUCCACCACCAUUGGCUAACUUGAAAAGUACUGUAAAUAGAACCAAGUUAUUCAGUAGUCCAUAAAUGACUGAAUAUUUUCAUUGGGGGUAUCCCCUGAAUAUUUUCGUUAGGGUAUCCCCUGAAUAUUUUCGGUAGGGUAUUCCUUGCAUAUUUUCAUUGGGGUAUUCCUUGAAUAUUUUUGUUAGGGUAUCCCCUGAAUAUUUUUAUUGGAGGUAUCCCCUGAAUA